AUGGCUACUUCUCAGCAGUUUUCCUCUCUUAGCUGUAAACUAACCAUCAAACAAGCAAAACAAGUGGAAUUUAAGUCCACGGGUUCUCUCUUUGUUAGAUACUAUCUUUCUGCAGGAAACAACAAAAGAAUUCGGCUUAACAGUCGAGAAAUCUCCUCCAGGUCCGAUCUCUAUUGGAACGAGUCCUUCUCAUUGGAUUGCUUUGGUACUCACGACACCAUGGACAACCUAAAGGAAGAAAACGUGGUUUUCGAGCUCCGGUGGAGAAACAAAGUGCCUGUUCUUGGGAGGAAUAUUAUUGGGGGCUCAAAACUCUUGGGUAGGGCAGAGAUUCCAUGGAAAGAAGUCUAUGAGUCACCAAACAUGGAGAUGGAGAAGUGGGUCACGAUGAUUCCCACGAGUGGAUCACGUGUGCUUGUUGAAGGUGUCAAACCACCUAAGCUGCAAGUGGGAAUGAAAGUUCAAGUUCCUGCAAUGGUGGAAAAGGAGAGGAGGAGAUCAAAUUAUGGGAAGGGAAAGAAGUCAUGGGAUGAGUCAUGUGGAUGCAAAGAUGGUCAUGGGCAUGGCUGCAGUUGUGAAGAUUAUAAUAUUUUUGCACUAGCGGCUGCUUUGGAGGCAUUUUAA
Messenger RNA from Juglans microcarpa x Juglans regia, 624 nucleotides. RefSeq lists its product as uncharacterized. Bases 1 to 624 code for a protein of 207 amino acids. The record is from RefSeq and is a predicted model, not a curated record. Lineage: Eukaryota; Viridiplantae; Streptophyta; Magnoliopsida; Fagales; Juglandaceae. The transcript has a single exon.